CUAUCAUACCUGCUAGUUAUAGCUAACUGUUUAACUUCAAUGGCGAAAAGUACGCUCGAAAGAAACUCGAAGUAAUGAUGUACGUUCAGUUAAUGUUAAAAGUGAUAGGAAGCAGAAAUAAUCUGAGAAUACUAGUCCUCCUCCUCUUUUCUUCCGCUAUUCCCCACGCGCUUUCCACAAUAAUUACAUAAGUACUCUUCCCUUUAUAUACAUGUGCAAUUUCAACCCCUAGGUUUAAACACAAGGAUCUUCAUCAGCCCAGCUAAAAAAAUUUCUUAACAGGUCGUGGAUUUGGAGAACCCCAUUUCCUAAUGGGGUAUCAAAUCUCGUUUUGUUUUCUAUAGUGUUUGCUGAUAUGAGCUGGGUUAUUUUUGAAUAUCAAACGGUUCAACAGCUAAAGGCAAAGUUUGGUCAAUUCAAGUAAGAUAUUUAUUUAUUACUUUUAGGUCUGACUGAAGUGUGAAAUUGCCAUUUACUAUUUGAGACUUCUGUUAUUUGAGUGGAGGAGAUGUGAUAUGAGGAUAAUUUUAUAGGGAAGGGAAAGCAUGGGUGGUCGGACAAGUUUUGAUGUGUGCUUUUGCUUGGGUUUUGAUCUGAAUCUGAAUACUUUUUCAAGGUUGGAUGUGAAGUCCUUGGGCAGAUGUAUUGCUGUGUCAAAGGAGUGGAAAGAGGUUGCCGUGUCGGAUGCUUUGUGGGAGAAACACACAAGAGAAUUGUGGGAAGGGAAGGUUUAUAUUGAUCCAAAAGCUCUCCGGCCUAGUCUUCGUCCAGUAGAGGCUUUUGCUAUUUCUAUAAGGGAAAGCCGCCGGACAAGGUUGACUAUGGAGGAGAUUUGCAGUUUCACCUGGACAGUGCAUUUCAAAUCCAAUGCACCAGCAUAUUGGCUAUCGAUGGAUCCAAUUUAUAAUGGACUGCCUCCAAUGCAACGGUUUUUUCAUCCUGACGGUUAUGUAAACCCAGGAUCCAAUGACCCCGUUUGGGGAGGCCAUGAAUGCAAUUGGAAGUUUGUAAAUGUGGGAGGAGAACGAGUGAAUGUGCGAAUAAACAGCUGGCUCAGCUUGCAGGUUGAGCGCACACCAAAAUGGGGAUGGACUAUGAACAAUUUACUGGUUACUUAUAGCACGCCAAAUUGUUUCCCGGUGGGUUCCCCAUCUGAGAGUCACGGAUGCCAACAAUCCGGCACUUCAAUCUGCCACUACCCAAAGAGUCGGAAAGAAUGACAAAUAAGCAGGAUUUUGAAUUGUGCUUCGCCACCCGGUUUUAUAACUGAUGCGAGAUGUCGUAUAUAUGAGAGUCAUUGUAUUCAGUUUUGUUUCCCUUUAAUCCGGUGAUCGUUUGAUUGUGUAUCAAAGUGAGCUUGCUUUGACGGUUACAGACGUUCAUUGAGAAGAGUUGAGAUUUCCAUGAUCUUCUACGGUUAUAUAGAUUAUUUGUAGUUGCGUGCCCUUCUUUGGUUUCUAUGGCGGUUUAUAUAAGGACUCAGAUUUCUUUUUGAGUUGGCACUGUUAAAACGGAUUCUCCGAAGAACAGGAUGAAGGUGCAUGAACCUUAAUACUGAAAUCAUAUUUUAUUCGGAAGAAACUGUAAUAUCAUUUACGCUUCUCAAUCUGCGAAUAACGGGAUGAAUGUGCAUGAAUCUCAUUUACUGUAAUAUCAUUUAUGCUUCUCAAUCUCCGAAUAACGGGAUAAAUGUGCAUGCACCUCAAUUACUUUAAUAUCACUUAUGCUUGUCAAUCUCCGAAUAACGGGAUGAAUGUGCAUGAAUCUCAUUUACUGUAAUAUCAUUUAUGCUUCUCAAUCUCCGAAUAUCGGA
Molecule: messenger RNA, 1813 nt
Organism: Cryptomeria japonica (Japanese cedar)
Lineage: Eukaryota; Viridiplantae; Streptophyta; Pinopsida; Cupressales; Cupressaceae
Exons: 3
Coding region: 546-1220 (224 amino acids)
Molecular function (GO): protein binding
Source: RefSeq, a predicted model, not a curated record